AUGUAAACGGAAUAAUAUUUUUUUGAUUCAGCUAUUACCAACAGAAAGAAUUAAUGGGUGAAAAUACAUUCAAUAAAACGUCCAAUCUCCACAAUUAGAUUAUAUGAAGGAACUUUAUUUAUAAAGAGCAAGAAACAUGAUUUAUAUAAACCAAAGUUUUUUAAGUUAUUCUCCGAUAGACUAAACAUUUAUAAGGUAAUUUGCACAAUAUCAUAAUAUUAGAACUGCAGAGAAUAGAAAGAAACAGCUGCUUUGUUUCUGACUACUGUGUAUUUAGAUCUAAGUUAGUAAAAUAUUGUAGAAAAAGAUGGUCAUCCUAUUGUACUAUUCUCAGGGUCUAAAAAGUACAUCUUUAGAGCAAAAUCAUAAGAAUAAAGAUAAAAAUGGAUUGAACACUUCAAGAAGACAUGCAUUCUUAAUAAUUAUAGAGAUAUUUUUCUGAACCUUAAAGUAAUAGGGAAAGGAACGUACGCAAAGGUAAGUGUAUAAAUAAAUAAGGUUCUCUUAGCCUAAAGAAAAGUAAAUUAAAGCAAAUAUGCUGUUAAGACCUUCUAAAAAUCAGCGUUAUUAGAUAAAAAUAAUAAAUAAAGAGUAAGAAUAUAACUGAUAUCAAAAAGUAAGGAUUACUUAAUGAAAUCGAUUUGCUGCGUUCUUGUGAUCAUCCCAACAUUAUUAAAUUAUAUGAAAUCUAUGAAAGCGGUGAUUACAUUUAUUUAGUCAUGGAACUGCUCGAAGGAGGAGAAUUAUUCGAUCUCAUUCUAGAGACUCAAUCCUUUCAAGAGUCCAAGGUGUCUCUGAUAAUGUUCAAGAUAUUCGAUGCUCUAGAAUAUUUGCAUACAAAAGUACUAUCAUUCAUUGAUUAGAUAAGAAUAUCAUGCAUAGAGAUAUUAAACCUGAGAAUAUAUUACUAAAAGAUAAAUCUGAGAAUUUUGAUAUAAAAAUUGCAGAUUUUGGUUUAGCAUCCUACACUGAAGCUGACCUUAUUAUCGCUAGAUGUGGAACUCCUGGGUAUGUUGCUCCUGAAAUUUUCGAAAAUAAAAAAUAUAAUGAAAAAGUUGAUGUCUUCAGUGCAGGAAUCAUUCUUUACAUUUUGUAAACCUUUAAAAUCAUAUUAGACUUUCUGGAUAAGCACCCUUUGAUGGAAAUAGUCUUGAUGAAAUAAUGGAGAAAAACAGAGAUUGCUAAAUUAAUUUUAAGGAUCUUAAAGUAUCUGAGGAUGCCUUAGAUUUAUUAAAGAAAUCCUUAGAACCCAAUCCUGAAUGUAGAAUUUCAUCUUUAGAAGCACUUUCUCAUCCAUUUAUAUCUCACUUAUACAAGAGAGAAUCUAAUUAUGUAGAUGAUAUUAAGAUAAAUAAUGAUGGCUCUAAUGAAAAAUUUAGUAUCUUAGACAAUAUGAAAAAGUUCGGACAGUGUGAUUUAAGGUCUAGGAUAUUAAAAAGCAAUUAAAAUGAAUUGAUUUAAUAAACACCCUUUUUAGGUGUAAGAGAAUUUGAUCCUAUUAAAGCAUCUUCUGAUAGUUGGUUAAUGGAGAAAUCAAGUACUAUCGAUCCAAAUUAUUUAUUUCGUUCUCCUAAUAUAUAGUAAUAAUAAUCAGAUUCUGAUUGUUCAAUUCUGAGCUCUCCUGAUUCGAAAAAGGAAAAGACAAGAUAAUUAUAAUUUAGUGCACUUUAAUAAAUAACUUUUCGAUAACCUCCUAAUUAAUCUCUUUAUCCACCUUAAAGUUAAUACAAAUCAUAAUUGUAAUUGAAUUUGAAAAAAGCCAAUUAAAUCAGAGAUCAACUGAAGAAAUUAGGUUGA
Molecule: messenger RNA, 1797 nt
Organism: Paramecium octaurelia
Lineage: Eukaryota; Ciliophora; Oligohymenophorea; Peniculida; Parameciidae
Source: the annotation of a GenBank genome assembly